Molecule: messenger RNA, 2871 nt
Organism: Aspergillus thermomutatus
Lineage: Eukaryota; Fungi; Ascomycota; Eurotiomycetes; Eurotiales; Aspergillaceae
Gene: RPC2
Product: DNA-directed RNA polymerase III core subunit RET1
Exons: 4
Coding region: 1-2871 (956 amino acids)
Biological process (GO): DNA-templated transcription
Cellular component (GO): RNA polymerase III complex
Molecular function (GO): ribonucleoside binding; DNA binding; DNA-directed RNA polymerase activity
Source: RefSeq, a predicted model, not a curated record
AUGCCUCCUCGUAGGAGGCCACAGCCACCUGCGGCCAGCCAGGCGCGAUCUGCGCAGCCUUCUGAGUCUGCAGCUCCUUCUCGGAAAGGGUCUACUGACGCCUCUAGCAAGAGAAGACGGUCUAUCCAGUCGAAACCACCUACAAACCCAGCACCGGCCGCAGAGAACGUUGAGCAAGAUGAUCGCGCGAAUGAGCCUUCAGGACCGACCUACCGUCAUAGAGAUCCCUUCGACGCCCUUCUCGAACCCUUCUACUACAAUAAAUCACUUUCGGACCCAAUAAACACUGCCAAGGAUAAAUGGAACCUGUUGCCGGCUUUCUUGAAAGUGAAGGGAUUGGUGAAGCAGCACAUUGACUCAUACAACUACUUCAUCGAAGUGCAACUGAAGAAGAUUGUCGAGUCCAGUUCGACUAUCCGUAGCGACAUCGAUCAUAACUUCUAUAUCAAGUUUACAGAUAUCUACGUCGGCUCGCCGUGCCGUGCGGACGAGCCGCAGGAUGUCACCCCCGAUGCUUUCCCGUCGACCGUCUCACCACACGAGUGCCGCCUCCGUGACACAACCUAUGCGGCCCCUAUUCUGGUCAAUUUCGAGUACAUUCGUGGGCGUCAAAGGGUUAUUCGGAAAGGCGUGUCAAUUGGCAGAAUGCCAAUCAUGCUUCGAAGCUCAAAGUGUGUGUUGGCAAACAAGACUCCAUCGGAGAUGACGGUGUUGAACGAGUGUCCUCUGGACCCUGGUGGAUACUUCAUUGUCAACGGUACAGAGAAGGUUAUUCUCGUUCAGGAGCAGUUGAGCAAGAACAGAAUCAUAGUCGAAACCGACCCGAAGAAGGAAAUUGUUCAGGCGUCGGUCACUAGUUCUUCCAACGAGCGUAAAUCAAAGAGUUACAUUAUCCUCAAGAAGGACAAGCUCUACGUGAAGCACAACGUCCUCAGUGAAGACAUCCCCAUCGUCAUUCUUCUGAGAGCCAUGGGUAUACACACGGAGCAGGAGAUGUUGCUUCUAGUUGCUGGUGUCGACAGCCUCUACCAGGAUGACUUCGCCAUCAACUUCGAAGAAAGCAUCAAAUUGGGAAUCUACACUCAACAACAAGCUUUGGACUGGAUCGGUGCACGGAUUAAGAUCAACCGGAAACAGAUGUCUUAUCGUCGAACACACAUUCAAGAAGCCGUCGAGGCUAUCGCCUCUGUCAUAAUUUCCCACAUUGAGGUCAAGAAUAUGAACUUUCGGCCAAAGGCGGUAUACGUUGCUCACAUGGCGCGUCGAGUUUUGAUGGCCAAGAAUGACCCCUCUCUGGUUGACGAUCGUGACUACCUCGGAAACAAGCGUCUGGAAUUGGCUGGGCAGCUUCUUGCUCUGCUUUUUGAAGAUUUGUUCAAGAAAUUCUGCUUCGACAUCAAGAUGAACAUCGAUAAAGUGCUGAAUAAGCGCAACCGCGCUGAAGCAUUCGAUGCUUGGAGUGUCAUGAGUAUGCACAGCAACCAUAUCACUCAGGGCAUGAACCGUGCCAUCUCGACGGGUAACUGGAGUUUGAAACGUUUCCGUAUGGAGCGUGCUGGUGUUACCCACGUUCUCAGUCGGCUUAGCUACAUCGCCGCUUUGGGUAUGAUGACCCGUAUCAGCAGUCAGUUCGAAAAGACCAGAAAAGUCAGUGGUCCCAGAGCUCUGCAACCGUCCCAAUUUGGUAUGCUCUGUCCAGCAGAUACUCCUGAAGGUGAAGCCUGUGGUUUGGUAAAGAACUUGGCGCUCAUGACCCACAUCACGACGAAUGACGAGGAAGGUCCAAUUAAGAACCUGGUUUUCAUGCUCGGAGCUGAGGACAUUCUGGCCAUGGGUGGAAAACAGCUAUACACUCCCGGCUGUUACACAAUUUCCAUCAACGGAACGCCAAUAGCACUCACCCGUCGCCCGAAAUAUUUCCUUAACGCUUUCCGCAGAUUACGGCGCAUGGGUCGUAUCUCGGAGUUUGUCAGCAUCUACAUCAACCAUCAUCAAUGUGCAGUACAUAUCGCCACUGACGAUGGACGGAUCUGCAGACCUCUCAUCGUUGUCGAGAAUGGCAAGUCCCUCGUCAAAACCCACCACUUGGAGAAAUUGCGUGAUGGCACGAUGCAGUUUGAUGAUUUCUUGGCUCAGGGUUUGGUCGAAUACCUCGAUGUCAACGAGGAGAACGACUCCUUGAUCGCUAUUUACGAGAAAGACAUCACAGAUACAACGACGCAUUUGGAGAUCGAACCCUUUACUGUGCUUGGAGCCGUCGCUGGUUUGAUCCCGUACCCACACCACAACCAAUCGCCCCGUAACACGUACCAGUGUGCGAUGGGUAAGCAAGCUAUUGGAGCCAUCGCAUCAAAUCAGUUCCUCCGUAUCGAUUCUAUCCUCUACCUCAUGGUGUACCCACAGAAACCUAUGGUCAAAUCACGCACAAUUGAAUUGGUCAAGUACGAUCAACUUCCCGCCGGUCAGAAUGCUAUGGUGGCGGUCAUGAGUUAUUCCGGUUACGACAUUGAAGACGCGCUGGUUUUGAACAAGGGUUCCGUCGAUCGUGGCUUCGGUCGUUGCCAAGUGUACCGGAAGUACGUGACCAACCUGAAGAGUUAUUCCAACGGCACCAAGGACAGGCUCAAUCCGCCCACGUACGAGAACGGCGCCCCCAUCAGAAAGCAUGCACUGCUUGAAGCGGAUGGUCUGGCUGCUGUCGGUGAACAGGUAAACGCUGGUGAGGUCUAUAUCAACAAGAGCACACCCGAGCAAUCCAACAUGUCUGCAAUUGGUUCCGAUGCUGGACGACCAGUUCAGUAUACACCAACGCCCAUGACUUACAAGCUUCAUGACCCAGCAUACAUUGACAAGGUCAUGUAUUCCAAGUAG